Messenger RNA from Aegilops tauschii subsp. strangulata, 2556 nucleotides. The record is from RefSeq and is a predicted model, not a curated record. Lineage: Eukaryota; Viridiplantae; Streptophyta; Magnoliopsida; Poales; Poaceae.
AUGGCGGCGGGGUCCGGGAUGAGGUCGGCGACGACGGACAACGUGGGACGUCGUGCGGACGAGCGUGUCAGCACCGUCACCCGAGCAGCCAAAGCAGCGUCGGCGCCCGGGCAGCAAGGCCCGAGCGACCAACGGAGCAGCUGCGCUCGAGUUCAGGCAUCCGACGAGCAUGACGCAGCCGUCCCGACGCAGCCGAGGACGAGGCCGGCGAGGAAACAAAGAGGAGGCGGAGGGUGCAAGCUUCUAGAACCAGCAGGCCGCCGGUGGGAGACCAGCCGCUGCCUCCGCCGCGCAGCCUACGCCUACGGCGUCACCCUCUUCUCCUACCUGGUCGUGUUUGGCAACUCCCGCUGGCCCGCUCCUGACCGUUGUUCUCGCGUUCCCAUCGCCCAGUACAUCAAGGGCUUCAGGACAUGCAAAAAAAUGACUUGGGUGCUGAUUUUGUUGCAGAAUGUUGCUGUGGAGCCAUCAAUUUUCCUUGAUGAUGAUAUGCAAAAUGUUGCGCACGAAGAAGAAGAUGAUGGAAUUGAUCUGAAUGGUACUCCGGGAAAUGAUAGUGACGAUUCGUUGCAGCUGAACAUGAAUGGUGUAGCUCCAAAUCAUGGCAAUGCCGGUGUGGCUAGUGACAAUGCCAAUGGAAAUGCUGCAACACUUGUUGACGAAUCAGAUGAAGAUAUAUCAUCACAGCCAGUUGUCCCUUUUCUUGGAAUGGUUUUUGACAAUGUUGAAGAAGCUCAGCGUGUUUACAAUGAAUAUGCCUCGAAGAUAGGCUUUGGAACUCGCAUUGUGACAUCAAAGCAUAGUAGGAAAAAUAGCUCGGAGCAGAAGCGCAUUCUAAUCUAUAGAGUUUUUGAGUGCGUACACUCACGGAAAAAUCCUUCGAAGAAUGUUGAUGGUAGCAUUUCUGACGGGGCUGCAACAAAUCAGUGUGAAGAUGUUGAUAUGAGCUAUUCUAGUAACAAAAAAUCUGCAAGCAAACAAGCUGGCAUCUAUAUGGAUGUGAGCGACAAGAGGAAAAGAAACCGGUUGGAGCGGUAUGAUUGCAAGGCUCGUAUGGGUGUUAACCUCAAAGACGGUAGCUGGGUUGUGACAGUUUUUGAGGCCGAUCACACACACCAGCUGAUUUUGCAAAGGGGGCGUCGGAGAUUUUGCCGCUCUCACAAAAAGAUCCCGGAUGUAGACAUGCAGUACAUCACUUCACUGCACUAUCGCAACAUAUCAACGGCUAAUAUGAUGGGCUUGCUUGGAGAUGCACGGUGUUGCGAUCCAAGGAGUUUGCCGUACGUGAAGACUGAUGUGACAAAUGCAAGAGCAAAGCUGCGAAGGGGCCUGUCAGAGCGUGAUUUGGAGCUGACAAUCGAGUACUUUGAGAGAAGACAAGUGGAGAAUCCCAACUUCUUUUUCUCGAAGCUAGAAGAAGAUGGAGCUGUUAGGGCGCUUUUCUGGGUUGAUGGGAGAACAAGGGCCUUGUAUCCAAAGUACAAAGAUUGUGUGUUUUUCGACACCACAUUCUGCACAAAUCGCUACAACUUGCCCUUUGCUCCGAUUGUUGGCAUUAACAACCACACACAUACGGUUUGCUUGGGGUGCGCUUUGUUGCCUGAUGAGACCAUCAAAACUUUCAAGUGGGUCUUCCAGCAAUGGAUGUUGGCAAUGAAUAACGAGCAUCCGUUGAACAUUAUGACUGAUCAAGACCAGGCAAUGGCUAAAGCCAUCUCAAUGCUAUUUCCAGAUUCAACACACAGAUGUUGCAAGUGGCACGUCUUCCGGGUUGCAAGGACGAAACUAGGGAAGAUGCUGGGCAAGGAUGAGCCUUUUGCUGAAGCAUUCUAUGGUUGCAUCAAUGAUUCAAAUAUCGUUGAGGAGUUUGAAGAACGGUGGAAGCAGAUGGUCGAGUUAUUUGGUGUGGCUGAUAAGAAAAACCUCAAGAACAUGUGGGACAGCAGGGAGAUGUGGGCUCCUGUGUACUUUAGGAAUAAGUUCUUCCCAUUCACAGGAACAACCGGGCGGUCCGAGGGCCUGAAUUCCUACUUCAAGACUUUAAAUCAUCAUGGAGACUUGGUUUGGACAUUUGUCCAGCAGUUUGAGCUUUGCCAGGAGCUAAUGCUUGAUCGUGAAGACAAUGAUGGCUUCAUCAAUGAAGCGACGAGGCCGCCACUCUGGGGAAAUUACAACAUUGAAAAGCAAGCUGCAGAUUUCUAUACCAGAGAGGUAUUUUCCAAGUUUCAAAAACUGUUGGCUAAAUCAACAGGCUAUGGUCUGCAAUAUCAGUUGCAAGAGGAUGUCAUCUGGUUUCGCAUUGUUGCAAAUUAUGGCGUAAACCCUAAAGUGUACACGGUGCGUGUUGCCCCUAAAGAUCAGACAUACAUGUGCACCUGCAACAUGUUUGAGAUGUGUGGGCUGAUCUGCCCACAUAUCAUCCGUGUCAUGGUACACCUGAACGUGCAAACGAUACCUGCGACUUACAUGCUUCCUGCGAAAGCUCCGGGCGUCGAAACAAUCCUUACACUCGCAGCAAGAAAAGCUGCAAGGAGUUGGCAAUCCUUCACGUUGUGA